GUCAUCAAUCAAAUCAAACAGGUCUGAAAUCGAAAAAUUGAAUUCUGUUUCUAUCUGAAGUUUCAGUUCUUUUUAUUUAAUAUUUAGGCGGUCAAAUUAUAAUUUUUCUAAAUUUUAACGUGUAAUAUAAAGAUACAAAUAAAUGUCUGGAUUUAAUGUUCCCGGUUCAGCUCCAGCAGGAAGCGCAUUCAGCUUCGGAACCACACCAAAUACUCAACAACAGAAUACCUCAGCCGUUGCAAACCAAACUCCUGCAUUCGGAGCUAUUUCUUUAGGACAAAGUGCUCCAGCGGCUGGAGCAUUCAGUUUUGGAGCCCCAGCUGUUUCUUCUGCACCAGCUCAAGCUCAGGGAACCACAUCGUUUUCAUUCGGUGCGCCUGCCGCAUCGACAGCUCUUGCUGCUCCGGCAGCAACAUCAAGUUUUGGCUUUGGUGCUGCUCCAACCUCACAGCCAGCUCAAGCGGCAGCCGCACCAACAUUUAGUUUUGGAAAUCCCAGCACGAAUGCUGCAACUUCAGUAAGUCUUGCCCAACCCUUAGCAUCAACAAAUGCUACUCAAGCCGGCGGCACAUCGUUUUCGUUUGCUGCAAAACCAGCUACAACAUCUGCCAGUCUUAAUUUUGGAACAACUACAACUGCAGCCACCCCAUUCACUGGAUUUAACACAGCCGGAAAAGGUUUGGGCACCACCAACGUUGGUGUUUUUGGAACUAAACCCACAUUCAAUACCCUUAACACUUCUCUACCAGCCACAUCAACAGCAACAGCUGCAGCACCAUUUGUCGGCCUCGGUGGCUUAGAUGUUGCUUCGUCUCAGCCUAAAUCAGGGGAAUCGAAACAGGACAACGUCAAAGUAAAGGAAACAUUAGUUCCGGAGGAAAUCGCCAAGACCGUUGAAGUCCUCAAAGCCCACAUAAAAAACCAGAAAAGCCUCAGCUCCGACAUCGGCCGUGCCUCCACCAGUAAGCUCUCGAACGUCUCCAGUGAGAUUCUGUCCUUUCAAUGGUCACUUCAAGAAAUCUCCAAUACCGUCGAGACAAACUACAGCCAAAUUAAGCUCUUGCGCAAAGAAACCUCCCGUGUUAUGCAAACUGCAGAAAUGGCUCAACGUACCCAAGACACCCCAGCUGGCCUGCAGUUCGAGAACUCCGCGCCCUUUCAACUUUUCCAAAACCUCGUCCAGAAAUACGAAACUGAUUUGAUUAAUUUUCGCCACCAAAUUGCUCUCACAGAAAAGCACAUGCGUUCGUUGACCACUCCACAAGCUGUUUGUCCCGACGACAUAAAACGAGGAUUCAAACAAAUAAACGAAAGUUUCGUCUCCCUCGCUGGCCGGCUCAACGAACUCCAUCAAAAAGUCGAAGCACACAAGGAACAAUUCCUCAAUUUAAGAAAGUACCGCCUUCGUGACUCGUCGAAUGUAUUCGCAAAGCUUGAUACCGUCGACGCCGAUAUGAAUACCUCAAAAAUCACAUCUGGACCGACACCGUUUUCGAACAUGGGUGGCAUUAGUGCUCUGGGCAAGACCAUGUCUAGCAUGGGAGCAUCAGCAGCUGGCCAAACUGGUAAAACUUAAUACACCAACAACAACAACAAAACUAUCAACUAGUUUUUUAAAAUUUAUUUUGAAACAUAAUAAAAAGAUCCAUUGUUUUUCAGUAA
Messenger RNA from Eupeodes corollae, 1662 nucleotides. RefSeq names its product nuclear pore complex protein Nup58 (gene Nup58). Gene Ontology annotation, molecular function: structural constituent of nuclear pore. The coding region runs from base 143 to 1576 and encodes 477 amino acids. Lineage: Eukaryota; Metazoa; Arthropoda; Insecta; Diptera; Syrphidae. Gene Ontology annotation, cellular component: nuclear pore. The transcript has a single exon. The record is from RefSeq and is a predicted model, not a curated record. Gene Ontology annotation, biological process: nucleocytoplasmic transport.